Protopolystoma xenopodis is the source of this 228-nucleotide messenger RNA. Lineage: Eukaryota; Metazoa; Platyhelminthes; Monogenea; Polystomatidea; Polystomatidae. The record is from the annotation of a GenBank genome assembly.
AUGGUCUGUGGUGUUGUGCCGAGACAGCCGAAUGGACGAAGUUACCAUCACGUCGUGCUUAGCGGAGAGAAGCGAAUUCAGCAUGUCGACAUGUCAGCCAUGUCAGCCAAAAAGCCCAACGUGCAAAGCAUCGGUCUCAGGGCCGGAUCUCGUUUGGUCACCAACACGUCGGACCGAGUCUCAGGAGGAAUGACGUCUGCUCCUAAUCUGCCUUCUAACCUCACUUGA